AUGGAGCUUUUCAAGUGUCUGUUUGGUGUAGUGGUGGUGGUGGUUGUUGUUUCAGUUUGUGAUGUUACUGCCCAGCAUUACUGGACGAUGCCUCUGCAGAAACAUCAACCUCCUCUUCCUUCCCAGCCGCCUCAGCAACGGUUGAAGGUUCCUCCACCUUCAGUUCCCUUUGAUAAAUGUCAGGUGGAGGAGAAUGAGAAGAUACAGUGCGGGACUCGAGAUAUCACAGCCGAGCAGUGUGAAAACAUAAACUGCUGCUUUGAUGGGCGGCAGUGCUACUACGGGAAAGCAGUGACUGUGCAGUGUACCAGGGAUGGCCAGUUUGUGGUGGUCGUGGCUCGAGAUGCCACUCUGCCCCACAUAGAUGUGGAUUCAGUCAGCCUGCUGGAGGCAAACAACCCCUCCUGUACCCCAGCUGGUGUCACCGCUGCCUUUGCCAUCUUUCAGUUCCCUGUGACUGCAUGCGGUACUACAAUCAAGGAGGAAGAGGGUUAUGUGGUGUAUGAGAACCACAUGUCUUCCUCAUAUGAAGUGGGAAUUGGCCCCAGAGGAUCAAUCACCAGGGACAGUCAUUUUGAGUUAUUGUUCCAGUGUAGAUACUCGGGCACAGCAGUGGAGGCUCUCGUCUUGGAGGUGAACGCUCUUCCUCCCCCUGUGCCGGUCGCUGCUGCAGGACCCCUCAGAGUGGAGCUCAGACUGGGCAACGGAGAGUGUCUCUCAAAGGGAUGUGUGGAAGAAGAGGUAGCGUACAGCUCCUUCUACACUCGAGCAGACUAUCCCAUCACUAAAGUGCUGAGGGAACCUGUGCAUGUCGAGGUGCGACUCCUGGAGAGGUCUGAUCCAAACAUCGUCUUGAACCUGGAGCACUGCUGGGCCACUUCCACCCCCAAUCCUCACAGUUUGCCACAAUGGGACCUUCUGGUUGAUGGAUGUCCGUACCACGAUGACCGUUACAUAACCACAGUAGUGCCUGUGGAUGGCUCCUCUGGGCUUCAGUAUCCAUCACACCACAAACGUUUCAUCAUCAAAAUGUUCACAUUUGUGGAUCAAAACACCUUUACUCCUCAACAGGACACGGUGUUCAUCCACUGUGCUACUGCAGUGUGUUACCCCAGCAGCACAAACUCUUGUGCACAGCCAUGCCACCGGCAACGGAGAGCAGUGGCUGCAGUGAGGAAAGCUUCCUCAAACCAGAGGGCUCUGGUCUCAAGUGGAGAGGUGAUCCUGACAGAGGAGAGGACUACGUCUGCUCCCGACACCAAAUCAAACCGAUGA
Seriola dumerili (greater amberjack) is the source of this 1275-nucleotide messenger RNA. Its product is annotated as zona pellucida sperm-binding protein 4-like. The transcript is spliced from 8 exons. Gene Ontology annotation, biological process: prevention of polyspermy; binding of sperm to zona pellucida. NCBI's taxonomy places the organism in Eukaryota, Metazoa, Chordata, Actinopteri, Carangiformes, Carangidae. Gene Ontology annotation, molecular function: structural constituent of egg coat; acrosin binding. The coding region runs from base 1 to 1275 and encodes 424 amino acids. Gene Ontology annotation, cellular component: egg coat. The record is from RefSeq and is a predicted model, not a curated record.